AUGGGUGGAGUGUUUUCUACCACGAAGCCCCAACCCGAGACCGUGGACUCCCCAAACGGCAACGGCAACUGCAACGAAAAUGGGGGAAUAAUUAGCUGCUGUGGGACCUCAUACGACUACUAUAUGGAAAUGAAUAAAAGCACCAAACGCUACAACGCAUAUGGGUUACAUGUUAUUGUGAAACCGGAUGCAGAUAUUAUUGAUAUGGCCUUCCUUGGAUUGGAUAAAUUUACGCCACCAAAGCACCGCUUUAAAGAUCAGGACGUGGAAAAUAAAUUUUGCUCCCUCCUUCGCAAGUCUGGGGGGAGGUAUUGGCCUAGCAAUAUCCAUUAUUUUGAGAGCACUGUCGUCGACCCAACGAUCGCAGAGCCCGGGGAUGGGCUACAGUGGUUUUUCGCAUGGCCUGAUAUUGAGGAACAUCCAAGUGCAAGGAACCUGAGCUCCUACGAGGUUAAUCCCGGAGGCGAAGAAUUUAUAGAGGAGAACGGUGUUUGGGCAUUGUAA
Messenger RNA from Nannizzia gypsea CBS 118893, 504 nucleotides. RefSeq lists its product as hypothetical. The record is from RefSeq and is a predicted model, not a curated record. NCBI's taxonomy places the organism in Eukaryota, Fungi, Ascomycota, Eurotiomycetes, Onygenales, Arthrodermataceae. Bases 1 to 504 code for a protein of 167 amino acids. The transcript has 2 exons.